UGAGCGAGUGUCUGGAGGGGAGGACUCGGGAGCGCGACCAGCCGAGGGAUCGAUCGGAUUAAACUCGAUUUGAGUGAAAUUAACACAAAGGAGAGAAGAGCAACGCACACUUGUCGGCGAGGUCGCGGAUGCGAGACACGCCAGAGAAAUAUUUCAUGAAUAACAAACUUGAACUUUUUUCCUGUUUAUUUAUAUUUCAAACGGGAAAGGACCACGGUGGAUUUUUUUCAAGCAAGCGGAGAUACUAACCCUACUAACGAGGAGUUGAUUUGAUAAAAAGCCCGAAGUGACUGAGCUUGUUGGGAACCAUAAUUGGGACCAUGGAGUAGCAAGCUUCAAAUUAGUAGCUAGCUGAUUAGCUCCUCACUGCACAACACAACUCCCUCCAUCCAGUGCCCUCCAUCUGUGGGCCCCCCACACAGCCAUGGCGGACCCAGGGAUGUUGAGUUUGUUUGGGGACGAUGCAGGUCUGUUCUCAGAUGGAUUAGAUGGUUUAGCAGACUGCUUUCCUCAGCAGCCUGCCCCUGCCCAGUCCAACCCUUUAGCCCAGCAGACUAAUCCCUCUCUGAACCAUGAGCACCAGGGAAACCGGGGUUUCCACCAGGGGAUGAUUCAUGGUGCUGGGCCCGGACCAGGCCAGCCUAAAUUGGGACAAAUGUACGACCAUGGCCCAUACACGGGCUACGAUCAACCUGGUGCCCCCGCAGGACGAAUGAUGGCCCAGAAUGGUCCCAGCCAGGGGCCACCAAACGUGAACGCGGCCAUGAAUGGCAUGGCCUCCCACUACCAUAAUAACCCAGCUAACUCUAGCAACCCCCACCUUGGGUACCCAGGUGAUGCUGGGGGAGGUGGGGGUGGAGUUUGGGGCCAGCAGCAGCAGCAGCCGCCACCGCCGCCACCACCACCGCCGCAACAGCAGAGCCGAUCAGCUUAUCAGCAGCCUCCAACACAACCAGGUGCCGGCCCCAAUCAGAUGGGAGGCUACCAGAUGUCUCAAGGCAACUAUGGUGGGAUGCAAGGCCCACCUACACCCAAUGCAGCUCGCAUGAACCAACACUACCCUCCACAGAGCAUGGCACCCCCUCCACAGAGCAUGGCACCCCCUCCACAGAGCAUGGCACCCCCUCCACAGAGCAUGGCACCCCCUCCACAGAGCAUGGCACCCCCACCUGCUCAGGACCCAUCUCACUACCUGGGACAUGUUGGAAUGGGGGGUGCCCAGAUGCGUCACCCCCAGCCCCAGUCACAGCCCCAGCCCCAGGGUUAUCCCAACAUGGGCCACACACCCCGAUACCCACACUCUCCCUCCCGACAGUCUCCACACCCCCACCAGCAACAACAGGGUAUGGGGGGGUUUGGGGGUGGCCAGUACUCUGCCUAUCAGGCCCAGUAUGGAGCCAUGGGAGCUGGGAUGGGCCAGGGUGCAAAUGCUAAUGUAAAUGCUAACUCCAGCCAGGCCAUGGGACCAGGGCAGCUUGGCCAGAGGUUUAACCAGGGAUCAGGCCAAGCAGCUGGGCAACCAGGGCAGCGAUACCCCCCUGCACCAGCACACCAACCCCAGACCCAUUCUGCCCCAAUGCAGCAGCAGGCAGGGCAGCAGGGUCAGCCUAUGCACCCCCAGAAUCUUAGCCAGGGCCAAAACCAGCCCCAGUCUCACCUUGCCCCCCCAGCUCAGGGAUCUUACCCCUCCCCCUCAUCCAUGUCCCCCAUGCGGGUUUUGGGAACCCCAACACCUCCUCCCCAACAAGGCAGACCUCCUAGCACAGGACUAGCUGUACCUCCAGAGGUUGCAGGGUACACAGCCCUGCAGUCGCCACCCAAUGCUAUGACCCAGAGAACUCCCCAAAUCCCUCUGUCUGCCCAACACCAGCAGCCCCACAACAUGCCCCCCAAUGCUGGGCAAAUGUAUCCCGGCAUGGGGCCGCAGCGUGGUCCACAAAUGGGGCCAAAUAUGCCUCAGCUCCAGCAACAGCAAGGGCCUCAUGAAGCUCCAGUCAGCCAGGGGGGGGAACAGCGUCUGCUCCAGGCCCCGCAGCAGGCCUCUCGAAGUGGACAGCCCCUGCAGUCCACUCCCAUGGGUUUCCAGGGUCCGUCUGUCAGUCAACAUGGAAUUCCGGCCCCAAACCAGGGCUUGACACCACCCGCUCAGACGCAGUCGACACACAUGCCCCCUCAGCCCCACCACCUGCAGAGCACGCCCCCUCUCCCCAACCAGGCCUCCCACCCAUGGGCGCCUCCCGCCUCCCACCCGCUCUCCUCACCCCCUCUUACCCCACAGAAAGUGCCUCAUGUACAGCAUUCCCCCACCGACCCGUUAGGCGAUGCCUCAAUGGUGGUUCCCGACAGGCUGACAGUCGGAGGUGGUGCGCUUGGUCAGCCUAUCAGCACAGAGCAGCUCAGCGACCAGGGGACCAAGCCAAAAAAGAAAAGGAAGAAGAAAGCAAAAGUAGUGGACGGACAGGAAGAGGAGGGGGGGAAGAAGGCGGCAAGAGAAGGAGCCGGAGGAGAGGAAGACGUGAUGUCUGAAUUUCGCGGAACAGGAAGUGAUGCAGGUGAACAGGUUACUGGCACAGGAAUUGUAGAAGGAAGUUCACCACUGGUGGAGGAGAAGAAAAAGCGGAAAAAGAAACCAAAGGAGAAGGCGGAGGGCAAGGAGCCCAAGACCCUAAAGAUGCCCAAAACACCCAAGACCCCCAAAGAGCCCAAGGAGAAGAAAGCCAAGAGCUCCACGCCCAAGACAAAGACCUCCAAGAAAACCAGCAGUAAGAAGGUAGAGUCUGAGGGCGGGGCUAGCGCUGCUAAGAAAGAUUCCAAGAGGAAGAGAGAGUUGUCAGUCAGCGACGAUGUGGAGGUGAAGUCUCCUCCCCCCUCACCUGAAGACGAUGAUGAUGACGGUGUACAGAAGCGUCGCUCUAGCCGUCAGGUGAAGAGGAAGCGGUACACCGAGGAUCUGGAGUUUAGGAUCUCAGACGAUGACAGCGGAGACGACUCAGCAGCACCCAAGUCACCAUCGUCCUCAUCACAACAGCAGGAUGUGGCUGAGGUUGAGGGGCCCGUUGUGGAAAAGAUCAUGGUCAAACGCACCACCAAGAAACAGCUGGAGUCGGGGGAGGAAGUAGAGGUGGAGGAAUUCUACGUCAAGUUUAAGGGCUUUUCGUACCUCCACUGUCGGUGGGCAGACCUGGAGGAGCUGGAGAAGGACAAGAGAAUACACCAAAAGGUCAAGAGGUUUAGGGCCAAGCAACAAUUCAACAGCUUCAUAACAGAGAUGGAUGAUGAGCCUUUUAACCCUGACUAUGUGGAGGUGGACCGUGUCCUGGACGUUUCAGAGAGCACAGAUGAAAACGGAGAGACGGUGACCUUAUAUCUGGUGAAAUGGUGCAGUCUGGCUUACGAAGACUCCACCUGGGAGCUGAAGGGCGACAUCGACCAGUCCAAGAUAGAGGAUUAUGAACACAUCGCAGCACGCACGCCCAACACUAAAAAAGUGGAUCGGCCUCCUGCAGCCGACUGGAAAAAGCUGGAGGACUCCAGGGACUACAAGAACAGCAACGCACUCAGGGAAUACCAGCUCGAAGGCCUCAACUGGCUAACCUUCAACUGGUACAACUCACGUAACUGUAUCUUGGCUGAUGAGAUGGGUCUAGGAAAGACCAUCCAGUCCAUUACAUUCCUCUCUGAGGUUUUCAAGAAGGGCAUUGAGGGGCCAUUUCUGGUCAUUGCCCCCCUCUCCACCAUCCCCAACUGGGAGAGAGAGUUCAGGACCUGGACCGAGCUCAACGCCGUUGUCUACCACGGCAGCCAGGCCAGCCGUAAGACCAUCCAGGCCUACGAGAUGUACCACAGAGACGCACAGGGUAAGAUAAUAAAGGGAGUGUACCACUUCCACGCCGUGAUAACGACCUUUGAGAUGAUUCUGACUGACUGUCCGGAGCUUCGCAGCGUGCCUUGGCGCUGUGUGGUGAUAGACGAAGCCCACCGCCUCAAAAACCGAAACUGCAAACUACUGGAAGGACUCAAAAUGAUGGACAUGGAGCACAAAGUUCUGUUGACAGGAACUCCUCUCCAGAACACCGUGGAGGAGCUCUUCAGCUUACUCAACUUCCUGGAACCCGAGCGAUUCCCUUCUGAACUGACAUUCAUGACUGAAUUUGGAGACCUAAAGACUGAAGAACAGGUUCAGAAACUGCAGGCCAUUCUAAAGCCCAUGAUGUUGAGAAGACUGAAGGAGGAUGUGGAGAAGAACCUGGCCCCGAAGGAGGAGACCAUCAUUGAGGUGGAGCUGACCAACAUGCAGAAGAAAUACUACCGGGCCAUUCUUGAGAAGAAUUUCACUUUCCUGUCCAAAGGAGGCACAGGAGGCGGAGGAGGUGGCGGAGGAGGUGGCGGAGGAGGCGGAGGAGGCGGCGGAGCUGGCGUUCCCAACCUCCUCAACACCAUGAUGGAGCUGAGGAAAUGCUGCAACCACCCCUACCUCAUUAAUGGAGCGGAAGAGAAGAUCGCAGAGGAGUUCAGGGACUCCCAUGGUGGCAGGGCAGACAUGCCGGACAUGGCCCUCCAAGCCAUGGUCCAGGCUGCUGGCAAGCUAGUGCUCAUUGACAAGCUGCUGCCCAAACUGAAGGCGGGCGGGCACAGAGUCCUGGUGUUCAGUCAGAUGGUCCGCUGUCUGGACAUCCUGGAGGACUACCUCAUCCAGAAACGGUAUCCUUAUGAACGUAUAGAUGGCAGAGUUCGUGGUAACCUGCGGCAGGCCGCCAUCGACCGCUUCUCCAGACCUGACUCGGACCGUUUUGUCUUCCUGCUGUGCACGAGAGCUGGAGGGCUCGGCAUCAACCUGACUGCAGCAGAUACCUGCAUUAUCUUUGACUCUGACUGGAACCCUCAGAAUGACCUGCAGGCCCAGGCCAGGUGUCAUCGUAUUGGCCAGUCCAAGGCAGUCAAGAUCUACCGCCUGAUCACCAGGAACAGCUACGAGAGGGAGAUGUUUGACAAGGCCAGUCUGAAGCUGGGACUGGACAAGGCCGUGCUCCAGAGCAUGAGUGGACGAGAGAACGCCAACAGCGGGGUCCAGCAGUUGUCCAAGAAGGAGAUUGAGGACCUGCUGAGAAAGGGAGCGUACGGAGCUCUAAUGGACGAGGAAGAUGAAGGAUCAAAAUUCUGUGAGGAAGACAUCGACCAGAUCCUCCAGAGACGAACCCACACCAUCACUAUAGAGUCUGAGGGCAAGGGCUCUACCUUUGCCAAGGCCAGUUUUGUUGCAGCAGGUAACCGAACAGACAUUUCUUUGGAGGAUCCAGACUUCUGGCAGAAGUGGGCCAAGAAGGCUGAGCUUGACCUGGACGCCAUGAAUGGACGGAACACGCUGGUGAUUGACACGCCGAGGGUGAGGAAGCAAACCCGGCACUUCAGCAGUGCCAAAGAGGACGAGAUGCUCGAGUUCUCCGAGUUGGAAAGCGAAGACGACGAACCGAGCAAACCCUCAUCCAAACCACGACGGCCCCAAGACAAAACUCAGGGCUACCCCCGAUCUGAGUGCUUCAGAGUGGAGAAGAACCUGCUGGUCUACGGUUGGGGUAGGUGGAGUGACAUCCUGGCUCAUGGUCGCUUCAAGCGCCCCCUGAAGGAGGCCGAUGUGGAAAAAAUCUGCAGAGCUCUCCUGGCCUACUGCCUGCUGCAUUACCGUGGAGACGAGAAUAUCAAGAGCUUCAUCUGGGACCUGAUCACGCCAAGUGAAGACGGGACUACCAAGACGUUAACCAACCACUCCGGUCUCUCUACCCCAGUCCCUCGAGGCAGGAAGGGCAAAAAGGGGAAGCCAGCGGCCCCGGCUCCACAGACUCCAAGAGCUGAUUGGCUGGCCAGCUGCAAUCCUGACCACUUACUGCAAGAGGACAGCUACAAGAGACACCUGAAACAUCACUGUAACAAGGUGCUGCUGAGGGUGAGGAUGCUGUAUUAUCUGCGGCAGGAAGUCAUCGGCGACCAGGCCGAGCGUAUUCUGGAAGGAGCUGACUCCAGUGAGCUGGAUAUCUGGAUUCCCCAGCCUUUCCACGCUGAAGUCCCGGCCGACUGGUGGGACAGCGAGGCCGACAAAUCCCUGCUCAUCGGCGUCUUCAAACACGGCUAUGAGAAGUACAACUCGAUGCGAGCUGACCCCGCCCUGUCUUUCUUGGAGAGGGUGGGCAUGCCGGACGCCAAGGCUAUCGCUGCGGAGCAGAGGGGCUCCGACAUGAUGGCAGAUGGCGUCGAGGGUGAGGAUGAGGAUCCAGAGUACAAGCCACUACGAAUGCCUUUUAAAGACGACAUGGACGACUUCACUAACUCGCCUCUGGAUGACACUGUGGAAGGUGACGUCGAAGCUAAAUCAGGUGAAAACGGUCAAAGUGGGUCUGCUGUGGGCGGAGCUUUGGGCUCCAACGAGCGACUUUAUUGGCCAGCCGCCUCAGCUCUGACUGCCCGUCUACGUCGCCUCAUCACAGCAUACCAGCGCUCCAAUCGCAGGGAGCAGCUCCGCCAGGAGGCCCUCAACCGGCCCGAUGGUCGCAGACGACGACGCAGGGACUUCUUGCCUGCCAUCGGCAUGGUUACUGAUACAGGAGGAGGGGCAACUUACAUCCAAGAUGGAGCGGGUGUGUUCUUGACAGAAGGAGGCCCGUAUCUGGCUAAAGGAAGUGCCUACUUUGCCAAAGGUGCACAGUUCAUGCCAGAGGCGUCGCCAGUGAUGACCGCCAGCUCCCUGAUGACUGAUGGAGCCAUGUACUACAAGGAGAGAAGACAAAGAUGGACUCGUCGUGAGGAGGCUGAUUUCUACCGCGUAGUGUCCACCUUCGGAGUCGUCUUUGACACCCAGCGUCAGAAAUUUGAUUGGGCACAGUUCAGGGCCUUUGCUCGACUGGACAAGAAAACGGAUGAGAGUUUGGAAAAAUAUUACUAUUCAUUCAUUGCCAUGUGUAAGCGGGUCUGCAGAAUGCAGGUCAAGACUGAUACAGAACUUCCAGACCCAACCCUGAUCAUCGACCCUAUCACAGAGGAGCGUGCCUCCCGCACCCUGUACCGCAUCGAGCUGCUCCGGCGCAUCCGGGAGCAGGUCCUCCCCCACCCACUGCUCUCUGAGCGGCUCAAGCUCUGCCAGGCCUCCCCAGACCUCCCGGAGUGGUGGGAGUGUGGGUCCCACGACCGGGACCUCCUUCUGGGGGCCUCUAAACACGGCGUAAGCCGGACAGAUUAUCACAUUUUAAACGACCCUACCUUGGCCUUUCUGGAUGCCCACCAGCGAUUUACCAGCCAGAGAGUGUCUGGGGUCGGCAUGGGAGUCAAAGGAGAGAUCACCAAAGCGGGGAUGGGAGCAGCAGAAGGCUCCCCUGCACCCCUCCUCACCUCUGCAGAGCUGGCGAGUGCCGCAGCUGCAGCCACAAUUGCUGUUCAUGCAGCUAAAGAGGAGGAGGGAGAAAGGAAGGAGGUGAAGAUUGAGAUGGAAACGGAGCAAGAAGAUGCCAACGACAUUCCAUGUAGCAAGGAAAAUGAGGGAGAGGUCAGAGAAGGGAAAGAUGACAUCGCUGCUUCACCGAGAAAGGAGGUGAAGCAAGAGGAGGAGGCCCAGCCAAAAGUAGAACAAGUGGAGCAGAAAGAUGAGCUGAGUGGAGAAGGAGAGAAGAGUUCAGAGCCAGCAGAUGACAAAGAAGUAACAGAAGAGGAGAAGAGUUUGACUCCUGUUGAUUCUCCCAGGGACCAGACGGAAUCAGCCACUGAGCUCCUGGAACAUCCCGACUCCUCUGCUAAAGCACAACCAGACCCCAAGACUUCAGAGCAGGAAGACGAAGAGGAGAGGGAGAACCCAGAGUCUCCGAAAUCUCCAAAGUCAGCUGACACAGAGAAAAGCCCAGAGGAGGAGGAGGAGGAGGAAGAGAGGCUGGAUGAAGAUGACAAAUCAGAGAAAUCGUCUCAGGCUGAAGCGAGUGCUGCGUCAGAGCAGAAGAACUUUGAUGAGGAGAGUAUCGCGUCCCUGAGCACGUCGGCCCAAAAUGAAACCAGAGAUGGCUUCUGCCCCGACGACCUGCCGGAAACCUCGGCGCUGCAGGCCUUACAGGACCGCGCUUACGCCUUCUCAUUCUGGCCUAAGGACCGACUGAUGAUCAACAGGAUGGAUAACAUCUGCGAGGCCGUCCUGAAGGGCAAGUGGCCUGUCAACAGACGCCACAUCUUUGACUUCCCUAGCAACCUGUUGCCAGGGCACGGCUCCACGGUCACCACAGGGGCUGUAGCCACGGUGACCGAGAGUCCACUGCAGAGGCGGAGCCUAGCCGAGCUGACGAUGGCCGGCAUCCAUACAGCUUACAGUGGGAGUGAGGAUAAAACACUAUCGCCACAGUUUCAUGAGGAUGCGCUGAGCCUGACCGCGCCUCGACAAAGGAGGAGGAGGAGGAGGAAGAUCGAGAUUGAGGCAGAGAGGGCAGCCAAGAGACGUAACCUGAUGGAGAUGGUGGCUCAGCUGAGAGAGAGCCACUCUGCUACAGAGUCCCAAAGCCAGGCUAUAGAUCUCACCAAGGGUAUGCACCAUCACCACAAGGCUUCUCCAUCAUUGGCCGGCUUCCCUAGCGCUCUGGUAACAAGCCCCUCCCUCAAAGCCCAGAUGGAGUUGCUGCAGCAAGCCCCGCCCUCCGGAAACAGAGCCAAUGGUUCACUAGAGGCUGAUCUGCCAAUCAUGAGGAGGAGGCGGGGCCGCAGGAAAAAUGUGGAAGGCCUGGAGCUGUUGUUCAUGGGCAACAAGAGAGCAGGAGGGGAUGACGGUGAUGGGACAAAGGUUUCAGGUGUGGAGGGGGUUCAAGAAGCUGCCCGUGCCCAUAGGCCCCUCACCGUCCCUGAGCAGAGCCCCAGUGCCAGAUCUCUUGCCUCCGGCAGUUUGGAGGACGAAGAGGCAGCAGUUUCCAACAAAGAGCUGGGAGAGUGGCUGAGGCAGCACCCGACUUACACCAUGGACAUGACUGGAUUCACACCAAAGAGUGAGGAUUUAUUGCUGUCUCAGUUUUCUAAGCCCAAGCAGAAACGCCACCGCUGUCGAAACCCCAACAAGAUCGACAUCAACACCCUGACUGGAGAAGAGAGAGUGCCCGUGGUCAACAGACGCAAUGGACGCAAGAUGGGCGGGGCCAUGGCUCCACCAAUGAAGGAGCUUCCCCGAUGGUUACUGGAGAACCCGGAGUAUUCUAUCGCCCCUGAUUGGACAGACAUCGUGAAACAGUCGGGUUUCCUCCCAGAAGCCAUGUUUGACCGCCUUCUGACUGGCCCUGUAGUCAGAGAGGAGGGCGUUCGUCGUCGAGGGCGACGACCCAAAUCUGAGAUUGCCAAGGCAGCCGCCGCCGCCCAGGCAUCAGCAGCAGCUCAGGCUGCCCAGGUAUCACUGGCCUCUGCUGCUUCAUCUGCAGGAGGAAUCAACCCUCUGCUGUUGAGCAGUCUGUUUGGAGGGAUGGACCUGUCGUCCCUGCAGAGCCUCCAGUCUCUUCAGUUGGCUGCUGGUCUGAUGGCCUUCCCCCCCCCCACAGACCCCACACAGGUAGCUGCCAGCGCCGCUGCCUCCAUGCUGCCCCUCAUGUUGCCCGGUAUGGGUGGCCUGCCCAACAUGGCCGCUGCCCUCCCCAACAUGUUCAGCCUAGGUGGGAUGUUGGGUGGUAACCUUGCGACGUUCGCAGCUGCUGCCGCAGCAGCAUCAAGCUCCAUGGCUGCUGCAUCGCAGAACAUCAACGGAACAAUGGAGGGAGGAGAGAGUGAUGAGGCGGUGACGACAAAAAGGAAGCGAGAUGGAGAGAACAAAGAGGGCGAAGACUAUGAAGAGGUGGGAGACGAGGAAGAGGCUGACAAUAAUGAGAAAGCAGUGAAGAAAGCGAAGAAGAGGAGGAGAGAGAAAUCAGUUAAUGUCACUGGAGCUUCUCAGAUCCCAACUGCUGAAUCGUCAGUUGAGGCAUCCAUCAACGGUGACGCUGCUGCCCUGUUAGCUGCAGCCGGCAUGUCAGCCAAUUCCCUGGCGUUCAACCCCUUCCUCCUCUCCACCAUGGCCCCCGGCCUCCUAUACCCCUCCAUGUUCCUACCUCCAGGCCUCGGAGGGCUCAGCCUGUCCGGCUUCCCCACCGCCUCCACCCUGGCCGAGCUGCAGAGCGCCAUGGCUGGAGCUCUGGGGGGCAGCGCCUUGACCACAAACCCCCCGAGAGACGAGGAGAGGAUGGGGGGGCUUAAAGCUACAGUAGAAGAGGAGGAGGAGAUGGAGGGAGGAGGAGAGAGUGACUUGGCUGAGGAGAAAGAGGAUGAAGCGGAGGAGGAGGAGGAGACAAGAGGCAACGAUUCAGCCCUGGAGGAUGGAGGGAUGGGAGAAGAGGAGGCGGAGGAGGCGGAGGAGGCGGAGGCAGUGGCAUCUCCACAGAAAGGACAAGAGUGAAAUUAAAGUGACUGGCCUUGGACAUUUCCUCACCUCUGACCUCCCCCCUCUCUUCCCCCUCACCACGUUUACACGGCUCCACCAGAAAUAUCCAAACUAUUAUGAAUCCUGUUUUUUUUCCCUUUUACAUUGUUGUUGAUGAUUUCUCUCACUAUUUGUUGUUGUUUUUUGACCAGGUAUAUUUACUAUGCGUCAGAGAGAACGAAGUGUGUGUGUGUGUGUGUGUGUGUGUGUGUGUGUGUGUGUGUGUGUGUGUGUAAGUGUAAGUGUAAGUUAAAUCUCUCUGAUUGAUAGUUUAGUCAGGGAAAAUCCUCACAGCCUCUCGCUCAGAGCUCGGCUCCUCAUCAAAGACUUUCUAUCUGGUUGGCCUGUGAACAGUGCACACAAACUUUUCUCUGCCGCAAUCCUUCAAAUAGGACAUCGCAAAGUUCCAAUAGUGCUAUUAUUAUUAUUAUUAUUAUUAUUGCUGCUUUCAGCUCUCAAAUCUUUCUUUUUUUCUUUUUUAUUCCCUUUUUGUCUGGACUGUUUCGUUGAUAGCAGCAUCUCAUCGGAAAGAGAAGAGACGCCCACUGGUGGCGCUUUCUCUAUCAUCGCUUCUCGAAAAAUGGCAAUACAGCUAACCCGCCUGUCUGUCUGACAACGCUGCUGCGAAAGGAAUUGUGGGUAAUGGAGUUUAAAGUGUUCUGUUUCAGAGCAGAUUUUUAUUUCUUGCAUAUCGGACCACGUAGACUCUGAGGAGGAAAAGGAAACGAGACUGACCUAAAACUCAGUCUCACACACUGACUACCACAACACGCAUACUUGAUCAUUAGCCGCACACUCACACAUCCAGAUGUCCACCACUACACACACACUAAACCCCCCCCCCCCCCCCCCCCCUGUCAUGUGACUGCUUCUGGGGAGGACUCGUCCCUGCAGCAGUUGUCUUUGAGUGUGUGUGCGUGCACACUGAACCAAUACUGUUAAACCCAGUCCCACACUGUUUGAAUACCAGUCUUGAGUCUUUCCACUGCCACACCUUAAUCCUGUCUCUCUUUUCGAGGCGGCUGGUUUCGGCUCAGGAGUGGCAGGCGGGCUGGGUCUGCCACCGAAACCAGCCGUCCCCGUUUGGAGGAUUCUGUGAAUGGAUUUGGAGCGGUGGCCCACACAGGGAUGUGAUGUUUCAGGUUUAUUCUUUAAAGGGGGCACAUGAGAUGGUUGAAUUUUCCCGGUCGCUGCCACAUUAAAAUCCUUUAUUUUUUAGAUUUUUUUUUUUUCUUAAUUUCCCGGUAGAUUCAGACCAAGUGCUGCUCCCUAGUGACCUUGUCUUCUCUUUAAAGACCGUUUCUCUAGUCACACACACUGACACCAGGCCUGGCCAAUACAGGACUGAGACACAUUUUCAACAGAGUUGGAAAUUCACAAGUUUCUAUAUGAAGUUCAGCUCUGCUCGCUGAGUAGGUUUUAAAUACUUGAUAUGUGCAGGUGGUGCUCGAUUUGUUUCAAUUUCCGAAGGCCAGUUAAAGUGUCUGACAUAAGUCGAGCGCUGCGAGUGGUUCAAAUAUUUGAAGAUGCAUUCAAACACACACUGUGGCCAGGUCAUAUAAACAUUUGCUAUCACAGCCAGCCCGGCAGAUGCAGAGAGAGCCGGGACGGAGGGGAAGACUCCUUCCCCUUCAAGUUCCUUGUUCUCCUGUCUAAUGCUGAGACAGCAAUAACCAAGGCAGCUUUUGAAUGUUCCAACAUCACUCUCCCAACACACACACGCACACUAUAUGAAUAACCACAAGUGUCGUAUGAAUAGAAAAACUAAAACUGUAAAUGAUGACAAAUACGUACUGCAAUCAAUUUUGUCUCACUCUGUUCCUGUUGAUGCACUGGUGUUAAAGAGUUAAAAUAAUCAGGUACCUUUAUUACUUAGCUACUUUUCUUGAAAAAUGGACUUUUUGUUACUUUUAGCCAGCAAGCUGAAGAGCAUUACCUCAAAAUUCUUAUCUAGCCUUGAAGUUUACAGACAUACCAUGUAAAUGUUUUUUUCUCUUUUUUUGAUGUUUGUCUUUUUGUUUUUUGUUUUUUGGAGACAUCAUGUAUGAUGAAUUGUAGCUAUGAUGCUUUUAAUAAAAGUGAAUCAUGAUAUUCGCCUAGGAAACCAAA
Cottoperca gobio is the source of this 12559-nucleotide messenger RNA. It is a transcript of the gene chd7, whose product is annotated as chromodomain helicase DNA binding protein 7. Gene Ontology annotation, molecular function: ATP binding; protein binding. The transcript has 41 exons. Bases 425 to 10426 code for a protein of 3333 amino acids. NCBI's taxonomy places the organism in Eukaryota, Metazoa, Chordata, Actinopteri, Perciformes, Bovichtidae. The record is from RefSeq and is a predicted model, not a curated record.